UUACGUCGAUCACUUCUUUCGAUUCGAUCACGCGCAUAUACACAUGCACGCAAAAUGCACUUGCACAUGGUGCGUGGAUUUGUAAAGUGCGUGCCUUACUUAAUCGACGGUAGAAAAGGGAACGGGUGUUCAUGAGGGAAGAAUCUUAGCGUAGGCGUUGUGCGUACAAAUUGCUUGUGUGGGUGAAAAUUCGUACUAUUUUCCAAGCCGACACUCUUCACGCGCAUUUUGCUUCAUUUUAUUUUUGCACCGGCCGGGUCUGAAUAGUGACUUUGUGCAUUGCUUUUGCAAUGGGGUAAACGUCGGAGAAGGCGUUGAGUGGCUGCAGAUGAAAAGAAGCAAAAAGAUCAAGGAUAAGAAUGAAGCGACGGCGAGGAAGCAGAAGCGGUGGCAAGAUGCCAGGUUUACCCGGCUCGACGGUGCUGCUGCUGGCUAUUAUACUGCAUGUAACCAGUGCUUCGGACAAUCAGUGCCCUGUCGAAUGCUCAUGCUUGGGUAACUCUGUCAUUUGCAAAGAUCUACAGCUCGUUGGGGCACCUAAUGGCUUGCAACCUUGGACUCAGAACCUUGUUUUGAAAGGAAACAAGCUUGCAAAUUUGGAGUUUAACGCACUGCUUCAUCUACCUAAACUCAAGGAAUUGGAUGUAAGUUCUAACGUAUUCAAUGAUAAUUUCACAUUGAGUUUAUCAGAGGAAGCACAACUUAAAUGGCUCAAAAUUAAUAAAAACCGAUUGACGCGAAUACCAGAGUUGGAACUUUUGCACUUGACACACCUUUCUUUAUCUCAUAAUAUGAUAAAUACAAUUAGCAAAACUGCCCUUACCCACUACCCAGAGCUUCAGAAUUUGGAUCUCAGUGGCAAUAAGAUUAAUUCUAUACAAAAAGGCUUAUUUCUGGCACCAAAACUGAAAAUCUUGAAUUUAAAUUCUAAUCAGAUCAACCUCAUCGAAGCUAACAGCUUUGAAAAUUUAACAUCGCUGCAAGAGCUUCGAUUAAGCAAAAAUCGACUGGUUGCUUUUAAAGAUUAUCUCAAGAAACUUGACAAGCUGCGUGUUUUGGACGUAAAUCGAAAUGAAUUUCGUCAAAUCGAUGCGUUAACCUUCAAAGAGCUAAAAAGUUUGAAGAAACUACGACUGAAAAGAAACAAGAUUGAAACACUGAAAGAUGGGGCAUUUUGGCCAUUGAGCAACCUCACGGAAUUGCAACUGGACUUCAAUCAACUCAAAAUUGUGUCCAAGGGAGGGCUUUUCGGGCUUGAAUAUCUCCAAAUCUUUACCCUUUCGCAUAAUCGAAUAAGCAUCAUCGAACCGCAAGCCUGGAAGAUGUGUCAGAACAUUACAGAAUUGGAUUUAUCUCAUAACGAACUUAAUCGUAUCGAGCGGUCAUCCUUUACAUCUUUACGAAAGCUUAAGAAACUACAAUUAAAUCACAAUACUGUUUCGUACAUUGCUGAAGGCGCAUUUAAAGAUUUAUCCAGCCUACAAGUAUUAGAGUUGAGCUCGAAUAAGAUAUCGCUAUUUGUGGAGGAUGCUACUGGAAUAUUUGUACCUCUAAAUCAACUUCAAAAAUUAACAAUUGCUCACAAUCAGAUAAAAUCUAUCAACAAGAAUGCAUUCAAUGGCUUAUCACAGGUUACAGAACUUGAUUUGACUGGAAACAACGUGACAAGUAUCCAAGAAAAUGCAUUCUCUUCGAUGUCACUAGCGCUAAAAACUUUAAAAAUGAAUACGAGUGCUUUGUUUUGUGAUUGUGGAUUGCAGUGGCUUAGCGUUUGGCUACGUACAAAUAGAUACAGUGAAACGAGGGUUCAGUGUGGCUAUCCACAUUGGUUACGUGGAAUGCCACUGACGCAACUGCAUGACGCUAAUUUUACAUGUGAUGAAUUUCCAAAACCGCGGAUCGUGGAGGAACCAUUGAGUCAGAUGAGCAUUAAAGGUGAUAAAGUGGCGCUCAAGUGCCGAGCGACAAGUACCGCCGACGCACCGCUCAGUUUUACCUGGAAGCAUGAUAAUGUCGAAAUUAGGGACCGAUCAUUGCAGAGUGACAGCGAGCCGACUUCAACCGGUGGCAUUACCCUUGCUGCAUCCGUUCUACAAUUAACCAACGUUACAAACGCUCACGCAGGGAGAUACCAGUGCAUGGUCUCUAACAAUUACGGAACAACGUAUUCGGCUAAAGCAAAAAUUAGUGUUCUCAUCUAUCCUUCGUUCUCCAAGAUGCCACACGACAUCCGAGUUACGGCGGGCAGUACCGCACGGCUUGAGUGUUCCGCGGAAGGUUUACCUUCGCCGCAGAUCGCUUGGCAAAAGGACGGUGGGAACGAUUUUCCCGCGGCGCGUGAACGCCGAAUGCAUAAAAUGCCAACAGACGACGUUCUUUUCAUAAUUGACGUUAAAACUGCAGAUAGUGGCGUCUAUUCUUGCACUGCGCAGAAUCUCGCUGGAAUCAUAAUUGCCAAUGCCACUCUCACUAUUUUGGAAACGCCAUCGUUUGUCAAACCAAUGGAAAAUAAGGAAGUCAUUGCUGGUGGCUCAAUAGUUAUGGAGUGUAUGGCCAGUGGUUCGCCUAGACCGCAAUUAUCCUGGCGUAAGAACAGCAGCCCGUUGCAAGCGACCGAGAGACAUUUCUUCACUGCGGAAAAUCAGCUGCUGAUUAUCGUUAAUACCGUACCAAGUGACGCUGGCAGUUAUGAGUGUGAAAUGAGUAAUUCCUUGGGAAGUGUAAUGGGAGCAUCACUACUCACCAUCAAAGCUGCACCAAGUUCUAUGGUAAAUGAGGACGACAUGUUGGGGCUAAUAAUAAUCACGGUGGUAUGUUGCGCCGUUGGAACGUCAAUCGUUUGGGUCGUGAUUAUUUAUCAGACGCGGAGGCGUUUACACGCCUCUCAGAACGCCAGCAAACAGUCACCAACGAUUAUCCCUACUACGUCACCGGAGCUGGAGACGCAUUUAUACCUGGACACAAGCUCGCAGCAUAGCAAAGACAGUGGUACUGGUGACAGCACGAAUCCUAGUAAUGAUCAACUACAGCUAUGCUUACCAGAAGUCGUAACGUGUGUUGUAAGCAACGAGGAAGAUACGGGAAAAGUGGAGGGUGACGAUCCAUUGCUUGGUUAUACGAACCACGAGCGACAUGAUUAUAGUCAAUUACAUCGCCAAUACGAAGUGGCCGUACAACCAGAGACCGACGAAACGUUCGUAAACGAACAGGCCAAGGCACUCACUAAAAUACAAAUUGUUUGAACAGUAUUCUUAUUGUUUUCGCUUUUGAUGGAAAUAACGACCGAAGCAAACCACCGACGUUAUCUCUUUGCUAAACUCUUCAAAAACCAUUCGAUCAUACUGUAAUAUUUUGCUAUCAUCUGAUAAGCAUGUGCCUAACAAGUGUUUCCUUACUAUUUAAAAAGAGGGCACAAUUUACAUGCAAUGUUCAAUAACAAUGGAUAUAUGGCUCGUAAUAGAACGGCUUGUUCUCUUUCUUAGAAUUUCUAGAUUUUAGAUGAGAAACAGAUAACCUUGC
Messenger RNA from Ceratosolen solmsi marchali, 3519 nucleotides. Its product is annotated as leucine-rich repeats and immunoglobulin-like domains protein 3. The record is from RefSeq and is a predicted model, not a curated record. Gene Ontology annotation, molecular function: protein binding. The coding region runs from base 360 to 3242 and encodes 960 amino acids. The transcript is spliced from 14 exons. NCBI's taxonomy places the organism in Eukaryota, Metazoa, Arthropoda, Insecta, Hymenoptera, Agaonidae.